Molecule: messenger RNA, 1509 nt
Organism: Phytophthora nicotianae INRA-310
Lineage: Eukaryota; Oomycota; Peronosporomycetes; Peronosporales; Peronosporaceae
Exons: 3
Coding region: 1-1509 (502 amino acids)
Source: RefSeq, a predicted model, not a curated record
AUGAGAACUCGCAACGGUCGUUCAAAUCAAGUCGAGCAAGUAUCACCGGCGACUGCCGAGAUAAAUACUCGUACUUCGAGCGGCGAAGCGUCGACGCAAGCCACGACGGCUAUUCCAGUGUCACCGACAGCGAUUGUGCCUCCUUACUUGACGGACGUCUCGCACCCUGCUCUCGUGAAGUGGAAACGUGAGAGGCAGGAGUAUGAAGACGCUAUCGAAGCACGCUGUGCUGUCACUGGUGAAGAUAAAUCGAAAGCGCUUCGAAGCGUAAAAAACUCAUUUAACAGGCAACUUCUCAACACGUUGUGCAAAUUUGAAUGGGGUACGACGGUGGAGGAGGUUACUGAGGAGCAAAUUGUUGAAGAGUUGAACAAGAUCGUGGGAAACGUCAUGAAUGACGCAAUCCUCGACGUCGAUUCGAUUUUCAACGCUGAGUUGAAGAUGAACUUGAAGGAACGAGAUGUCAAAGCACGCGUGAUUAACUAUUUCAUGCGGUGCGAUGAAAUCAUCAUGCAACACCGAAUGGCAGGUAUUUUUUCUACUGCAACGGGGAUCAAGGAAAAAUGCAAGAUCCUCAAGAUGCAUUUAGAGCCUGCGGCGUUGCGCGAAUCCGUUGACUCCCACAUUCGCCUCGUAGAUGCAAGUAGCAAAUCAAACGAGAAUGAUUUGUACUUGUUGAUGAAGGAGAAAGCGUUAGAGCAAGAGAAAGUGUAUCAGCUCUUAAACAAACGGAAACAACAACCGAACACAUCGCGAAGUGGAGGAAAGGCCCGGUAUAACAAUGGUCAAGGAUCACGCCAACACAACAAACUGGCGAAUAAUCGGUCUAACUCAAAUAGAGAAGUCCAUAAGUCUACCGACCCUCCUCACCCUGCACCUGUACGGUCGACAGUGUCUACUGUACCAGCAAAAACUAUGCCGCGGACAGGAUGUUUCUACUGUGGCAAAGAUCAUUGGCUCAGCCAGUGUCCGGAUCUUGACGAAGCCGGAAAGGAAGCCAUUUUGGCCGAUCGAAAAAGUAAAAAAGCAGCCAGUAUCGACAAAAACAAGCGAUUUCGGGCAAAACGUGUAGAGAUAUCGUCUACAACGAGUAAUGAGGACAGCCCGACAGUAUUAAUUAACGGAAACCUCGAGCUGCCUUAUUGUGCCGACAGCGGCUCUGACAUGAACAUCAUUUCGCGCAAGCACGUCGAUCUGCUUUGUGAGCAGGAUGCGACCAUGGUGGUUGCCGAACUGGAUGCACCAAUCAUUUCUAGAGCAGUUGGUGGUGGUAUGGUCACCUCGACGCACGCUGUUGACGGACCUUGGACAUUGUCGCGGAGGGGUAAUUCUGGGAAGGCUUGUGGUACGGCGCAUGGCGGUAUGUGCGAUGGUUGGACUGCUGCUCCGAUCACGGUGUCGCUUAGUGCCGAGCUGUUAGGAGGACUGAGAACGAAAGAACUCAUUAUGCAGCACAACAAAUGGGGUCCAGGUCCAGGGAUUGCUCUGCGUUUGCUGAGGAAUAUUUGA